Messenger RNA from Trypanosoma conorhini, 1986 nucleotides. Its product is annotated as putative trichohyalin-like. The transcript has a single exon. The coding region runs from base 1 to 1986 and encodes 661 amino acids. NCBI's taxonomy places the organism in Eukaryota, Euglenozoa, Kinetoplastea, Trypanosomatida, Trypanosomatidae. The record is from RefSeq and is a predicted model, not a curated record.
AUGAAACCGCGGGGCCUAUGGGAGCUUAUGACCGACAUUGUCACCCGGUGUCUUCAGGACUCCCUUACGAACUCACCCGAGCUGAUACUUGACGAAGCCUUAGAGAGCUGCCCGUCCCUCAAUGAGGAGGAGGAGGCGCUGGUUCGUGAAAUCGUCUUGGGCACCCUGCACUUUGAGAAGUUGUCGGAGGGCAUGGUGAGAGGGUACCGAGAUUGCAUGCGGCACAUUGUGACCAAUAAGUGUUCCAUGUACCUCGUCGCCUACUUGAUGGUUUUUCAGUACACCGUGCUGGGCGGCCACCGCGUACGUGAACUCAUCCAUCGCUGCACCACCACACCGCGUCUUGUAGAGUAUCUAGAGUACAUGCUCGAUCCAGCGAGUCUCAUGGAAUACUCCAACCCAUACUGGAGUAAGCACUAUGAUGUGAAUUUUAUCACGACUAGUGUCUUGCGGCCUUUGCUAGAAAUCACCCCCCACGCCCGCGAAGACGUCAUUCAGUGGCUACUGGACAAGACGGCUGCCCGGGUUGUGAGGGCCGAUGGGGCGGAGGAUGCACAAGACGUGAAGCAACCAAGUGCCCGAACCGUGGCGCCGCAACCGUCGCGGGUGGCGAGUGCCCCUGAAGAACGCCCGGACAAACUUCCGCCCGAGGAGGUGCGGGCAAUGCUGUACACCAUUCCCGAGAAGCGACCCCCGCGAAUAGACUACACGAAGCCACCAGAAAACAUCGCCAGGCACAGACGCAGCCCCACGGAGCCAAUUGGUUUUAGCUUUAUGAAACGACAGCCAAGGCAAAAUAAAAAUACCGAAGAACCGCCAGUGUGCCACGCCGAGCCCCUCCACGCCUCUCCGGAAGAACUGCGGCAGAUGCUUGCGAAGCCCGUCGCCGUGCGUAUGACGGCCGCCGCCAUUCGAAGAGAGGCGCAGACGUACCUGAAGCAGAUGGAGGAACAGAAGAAGUCCCUUGAGGAGAUGGAGGAAGCCCUGCAUAACUCCCGGGAAUUCGAGGAGUGGCAACGCCAGGAAGAGACACGCGAGGCCCAACAGCGCAGGGUUCAGUUCUUGAGCCGCAAAGCCCAAAUUGCGGGUGCCAGCAACAAUGCUCUGCAAAAGCGAAGGGCAGUGGAGGAGAGGAAACACAUUGUGUCCUCCCAGGUGCGGGCGGAUCUUGCCUUGCAAUUGGGUUCCUUCGCCGCAGCGAGGCAGCAGAAGGCCGCGAAGCAGCGUAAGCAAGCUUCCAAACUGCGCCAAGAGUUGGACGAGAAUCGAAGGAAGGCCAUCGAUCAGGCGCAGCGAGUUCGCCUCUCUGCCGCGGCGGAUGUCAAGGCGGAGACCAAGCAGCUGCGGGAGGCUGCACUGGAAGAGGAGGGACGACUGAGAACGCAACGUCUCAUCCUCAUCCAAGAGAUUCGUCAGCUGCGGGAGCGCAAUCGUCAAAGGAAGGCAGAAAUGCACGAGAAAAAUGUCCGGCUACAGGAUGGGGGUUCAGAGGACUCGGCGUAUGGUGGGCUGUGUGUUGCGGCGCUGCGGGAAAAGCUUCUCCAAGCAAAGGAGGAGAGCGCGCGGUUAGAAGAGGAGCGGCGAACGCGAUUUGGUGCUGUGCGACAGGGGGAACGUGAUAAAUUAGACGCUCUCAGCGCCAUGUGCGCCAACUGGCGCCAAAACACGCGUCGCGCAAGGGCUGACGAGCUGAAGACCAAAGCGCAGGAGGCAGCAAAGCUGAAGGCGAGGAAAAACGAGGAAGAGGCGCAGCGGGCGCUUCUGGUGCGCGACGCGCUGAAGCAAAAACGCAAGGACCGACGGACAGAAUUCGCCGUCCUCAAGGCUGAGGAGCGUAGACGCAAUAACGAGCUGCUGCUCCUUGCCCAGGGCGCCUCAGAUAUGGAGGAGAAACACUGGUCGCAGCAGGAACUUGGCGUUAUCAAUCGUCUCACGGUCGCGCAGAAUAAAGAGUUUCGCUCAGGCUUCCGACAACCGCUGCCUUGA